AUGCAAGUCCCAUUGAUUCGCCUGCAGUGCGGCUGCAACAGCUACGAGUGGGGAAAGGUCGGCAAGGACUCUGCUGCCGCUCGUUUCGCCUCUGCCACUCCAUCCGACUUUAGCAUCGAGGAGGAGAAGCCCUACGCCGAACUAUGGAUGGGCACCCACCCCAGCAACCCCUCCAAGGACCUGCAAACCCAGCGCACCCUGCUCGACCUCGUCCAAGACAAUGAAGCCUUGAUGUCGAGCGAGAUUUCGGAAAAGUACCAGAAGAAGCUGCCCUUCCUGUUCAAGGUGCUCUCUGUCAACAAGGCCUUGUCCAUCCAGGCCCACCCCAACAAGAAGCUCGCUGCCAAGUUGCACGAGAAGGACUCCAAGAACUACCCGGAUGACAACCACAAGCCCGAGAUGGCUCUCGCCAUUACUCCCUUCGAUGGUCUCUGCGGCUUCCGUCCCCUCGCCGAGAUUUCGCACUUCCUCGACAACGUCCCCAGCUUCAAGAGUCUGGUGGGAGAGGACGAGGCAAAGAAGUUCCAGGAGACUGUCAAGGGUCAGGAGACAUCGGACGACGAGUCCAAGGCUUCGGAGAACAAGAAGGCCCUGCAAGCUGCCUUCCGCGGCUUGAUGAAGAGCAAGCCCGAAGACAUUGAGAAACACGCAAAAGAUCUGAUCCAACAAGCAAAGGACGAGGGUGACAAGUUUGCCGGAAACGGUGGCCCUUCAAACAGCGGCAAGGAACUCUCCGACUUGAUGCUCAGACUCCAAGGCCAGUUCCCCGACGACAUUGGUCUGUUUGUCACCUUCUUCCUCAACUACGUCAAGCUCGAGGUUGGCGAGGCCAUGUUCCUCAAGGCCGACGACAUCCACGCCUAUCUCUCUGGAGACAUCAUCGAAUGCAUGGCCUCUUCUGACAACGUCGUCCGCGCCGGCUUCACCCCCAAGUUCAAGGACGUCGACACCCUUACCGACAUGCUCACCUAUUCCUACGCUCCCAUCAGCGAGCAAAAGAUGUCGCCUACCGACUACCACUUCGUCAAACUCAACACCACUGCGUACAGCUCCAGCUCGACCGCCACUCUCUACGACCCCCCGAUCGAGGAGUUCAGCGUCGUCAAGACCGACCUCAACCAGUCUGGUGCCAAAGCCACUUUCGAGUCCAUCGACGGCCCAAGCAUCAUCAUCUGCACAAAGGGCUCUGGCAAGAUCAGCGUCGGCCCCAGAGAGGAGGAGUUGAAGGAGGGAUACGUCUUCUUUGUUGGUGCGACUGCCGAAUGCGUCCUUGAGAGCUCUGGAGACGAGCCGCUGGUCACUUUCAAGGCCUUUUGCGAGUUGAACGGCAAGGAGAGCAAGAUCUGA
Messenger RNA from Aureobasidium subglaciale EXF-2481, 1347 nucleotides. RefSeq lists its product as uncharacterized. The transcript is spliced from 4 exons. Gene Ontology annotation, molecular function: zinc ion binding; mannose-6-phosphate isomerase activity. Bases 1 to 1347 code for a protein of 448 amino acids. Gene Ontology annotation, cellular component: cytosol. The record is from RefSeq and is a predicted model, not a curated record. Lineage: Eukaryota; Fungi; Ascomycota; Dothideomycetes; Dothideales; Saccotheciaceae. Gene Ontology annotation, biological process: GDP-mannose biosynthetic process; carbohydrate metabolic process.